Messenger RNA from Gadus chalcogrammus (walleye pollock), 6200 nucleotides. Its product is annotated as myosin-7-like. The transcript has 38 exons. Gene Ontology annotation, molecular function: actin filament binding; cytoskeletal motor activity; ATP binding. Bases 166 to 5979 code for a protein of 1937 amino acids. Lineage: Eukaryota; Metazoa; Chordata; Actinopteri; Gadiformes; Gadidae. Gene Ontology annotation, cellular component: myosin complex. The record is from RefSeq and is a predicted model, not a curated record.
GGACCAGGGUCUCAGCUUCGAUCCAUCCGAACCCUAGUCUGCCCAGAGGGAGCUCAGACCGGCCCACGCCACCGACAACCCAACAGGCUUCAGAUCACAUCAGCACAGGGUCACAGAGCCCUCUUGAAGCUAACCUGAUACAGGAGGAGCCAAGCAGCCGUAAUCAUGGGAGAUGCUCUGAUGGCCGAGUUUGGGGCGGCCGCCCCUUUCCUGAGGAAGUCGGACAGGGAGCGCUUGGAGGCUCAAACCCGGGUGUUUGACAUGAAGAAAGAAUGCUUCGUGACGGACCCGGACGUGGAGUUUGUGAAGGCCAGGAUCAGCUCGAGGGACGGGGACAAAGUCACCGCGGAAACCGAGUUCGGAAAGACCGUUACUGUCAAAGAGAUUGACGUCCAUCCUCAGAACCCGCCCAAGUACGAUAAGAUUGAAGACAUGGCGAUGUUCACCUUCCUCCACGAGCCGGCCGUGCUGUUCAACCUCAAGGAGCGCUACGCCGCCUGGAUGAUCUACACCUACUCAGGGCUGUUCUGCGUGACCGUCAACCCCUACAAGUGGCUGCCGGUGUACAACCAGUCAGUGGUCGACGCCUACAGAGGCAAGAAGAGGAGUGAAGCUCCUCCCCACAUCUUCUCCAUCUCCGACAAUGCCUACCAGUACAUGUUGUCAGACAGAGAAAAUCAGUCCGUUUUGAUCACUGGAGAAUCCGGUGCUGGGAAGACUGUGAACACCAAGAGAGUCAUCCAGUACUUUGCCAGUAUCGCUGCUGUUACUGGAAAGAAAGAAACUGCAGGCUCUGAGAAAAAGGGGACCCUGGAGGAUCAAAUCAUCCAGGCUAACCCUGCUCUGGAGGCUUUUGGGAAUGCCAAAACCAUCAGGAACGAUAACUCCUCUAGAUUUGGUAAAUUCAUCCGAAUCCAUUUUGGCAUCAGUGGAAAGCUGUCAUCGGCUGACAUUGAAACUUAUCUUCUGGAGAAGUCUCGUGUGACCUUCCAGCUGAAGGCUGAGAGGGACUACCACAUCUUCUACCAGAUCCUGUCUCAAAGGAAACCGGAGCUCCUUGAGAUGCUGCUAAUCACCAACAACCCGUAUGACUACCAGUUCAUUUCCCAAGGACAGACAACGGUAGCUUCUAUAGAUGAUAGGGACGAGCUAGUAGCCACUGAUGAUGCCUUUGAUGUGCUGGGUUUCACCCAAGAGGAGAAAAACGGCAUUUACAAGUUGGUGGGAGCCAUCAUGCACUAUGGGAACAUGAAGUACAAGACGAAGCAGAGAGAGGAGCAAGCAGAGGCAGACGGCACCGAGGAUGUUGACAAAGCUUCAUACCUGAUGGGUCUGAACUCAGCUGAUGUCAUCAAGGGACUGUGUCACCCGAGGGUGAAAGUAGGAAAUGAGUGGGUCACAAAAGGCCAGAGUGUGCAGCAGGUGUACUACUCCAUUGGUGCACUGUCCAAGUCAGUGUACGAGAAGAUGUUCAACUGGAUGGUCGUGAGGAUCAAUCAGACUCUGUACACCAAGCAACCUCGCCAGUACUUCAUCGGUGUGCUGGACAUCGCUGGGUUUGAGAUCUUUGAUUUCAACACGUUUGAGCAGCUGUGCAUCAACUUCACUAAUGAGAAGCUGCAGCAGUUCUUCAACCACCACAUGUUUGUCUUGGAGCAAGAGGAGUACAAGAAGGAAGGAAUUGUUUGGGAGUUCAUUGACUUUGGAAUGGACUUGGCAGCUUGUAUUGAGCUUAUUGAAAAGCCCAUGGGUAUCAUGUCCAUCCUUGAAGAGGAGUGCAUGUUCCCCAAAGCCAGUGAUGCGACGUUUAAAGCCAAGCUGUACGACAAUCACCUUGGAAAGACUCCCAACUUCCAGAAGCCCAGGGUUAUUAAGGGAAGACCGGAGGCCCAUUUCUCCCUGGUCCACUACGCUGGUGUGGUUGACUACAACAUUGGUAACUGGCUGGUGAAGAACAAGGACCCGCUCAACGAGACUGUGGUCGGGCUCUACCAGAAGUCCAACCUGAAGCUGCUGGGAGUGCUGUUCGCUGGCUACUCCGGGUCAGACUCAGAUGCGGCAGACAAAGGUGCAGGAAAGAAGAAAAAGGGUUCCUCCUUCCAGACGGUGUCUGCCUUACACAGGGAGAAUCUGCACAAGCUCAUGACCAACCUGAAGUCUACACACCCUCACUUUGUCCGCUGCCUCAUCCCCAACGAGACCAAGACUCCUGGGGCCAUGGAGAACCCCCUGGUGAUGCACCAGCUGCGCUGCAACGGAGUGCUGGAGGGCAUCAGGAUCUGCAGGAAGGGCUUCCCCAACAGGAUCCAGUACGGGGACUUCAAACAGAGAUACCGUAUUCUGAAUCCCACUGCCAUUCCAGAGGGGCAGUUCAUUGACAACAAGAAGGCAUCAGAAAAACUGCUGGGCAGUCUUGACAUUGACCAUGAACAGUACCGAUUUGGACACACCAAGGUGUUCUUCAAAGCUGGUCUUUUGGGUGUUCUUGAGGAGAUGAGAGACGACCGUCUUACCCUCAUCAUCACUGGAGUUCAAUCACGAGCACGUGGAAUACUUGCUCGACUUGAGUUCCAGAAAAUCGUUGAGCGCAGGGAUGCCUUACUGGUGAUCCAGUGGAAUGUACGGGCCUUCAUGGGGGUCAAGAACUGGCCCUGGAUGAAGAUGUACUUCAAGAUCAAGCCUCUGCUGAAAUCAGCUGAGAAUGAGAAGGAGAUGGCAAACAUGAAGGAAGAAUUCCUCAAGCUAAAGGAAGCGUAUGCCAAAUCUGAGGCCCGCAAGAAGGAGCUGGAAGAAAAGAUGGUCUCACUUCUCCAAGAGAAGAAUGACCUGCACCUCCAAGUCCAAACUGACCAAGACACUCUCUCUGAUGCAGAGGAGCGCUGUGAGGGUCUGAUCAAGAGCAAGAUCCAGCUGGAGGCCAAAUCCAAAGAGCUGACCGAGAGGCUGGAAGACGAAGAAGAGAUGAACUCAGAAUUGACUGCUAAAAAGAGGAAGCUGGAGGAUGAGUGUUCAGAACUUAAGAAAGACAUCGAUGACUUGGAGCUCACUCUGGCUAAAGUAGAGAAGGAGAAGCAUGCCACUGAGAACAAGGUUAAAAACCUGACCGAGGAGAUGGCCGCGCUGGAUGAGAUCAUCGCCAAGCUGACUAAAGAGAAGAAGGCUCUUCAGGAGUCUCACCAGCAGACAUUGGAUGACCUGCAGAGUGAGGAGGACAAAGUCAACACUCUGACCAAGGCCAAAUCCAAGCUGGAACAGCAGGUUGACGACCUUGAAGGAUCCCUAGAACAAGAGAAGAAGAUAAGGAUGGACCUUGAGAGAGCCAAGAGAAAGCUGGAGGGAGACCUAAAGCUGACCCAAGAGAGUUUGAUGGAUCUGGAAAAUGAUAAGCAACAAUUGGAGGAGAGGCUCAAAAAGAAGGACUUUGAGGUUAGCCAGCUCAACAGCAAGAUUGAGGAUGAACAAGCAAUGAGUGCUCAGCUCCAGAAGAAACUGAAGGAGCUUCAGGCCCGCAUUGAAGAGCUAGAGGAGGAACUGGAGUCGGAGAGGGCUGCCCGGGCCAAGGUGGAGAAACAGAGGGCAGACCUGUCCAGAGAGCUGGAGGAGAUCAGUGAGAGGCUGGAGGAGGCCGGCGGGGCCACGUCGGCUCAGAUUGAGAUGAACAAGAAGAGGGAGGCCGAGUUCCAGAAGAUGCGGCGGGACCUUGAAGAGGCCACGCUGCAGCAUGAAGCUACUGCUGCCACCCUGAGGAAGAAGAAUGCAGACAGCGUGUGUGAUCUGGGGGAGCAGAUUGACAACCUGCAGAGAGUCAAGCAGAAGCUGGAGAAGGAGAAGAGUGAGUUCAGACUAGAGCUGGAUGAUGUUUGCUCCACCAUGGAGCAGGUCGCCAAAGCCAAGACCAACUUGGAAAAGAUGUGUCGCACUUUGGAGGACCAGAUGUUAGAAUACAGGACAAAAUCCGAGGAAGGGCAACGAACCAUCAAUGAUUUCAGUAUGCAGAAAGCAAAGCUUCAAACUGAAAAUGGUGAACUGUCCAGGCAGCUUGAAGAGAAGGUUUCUCUCGUCUCCCAGUUGACCAGAGGGAAGCAGUCCUACACCCAGCAGGUUGAAGACCUCAAAAGGCAACUGGAAGAGGAAGUCAAGGCGAAGAACGCGCUCGCCCAUGCAGUGCAGUCUUCUCGACACGACUGUGACUUGCUGAGGGAGCAGUUUGAAGAGGAGCAGGAGGCCAAAGCUGAGCUCCAGCGCGGAAUGUCCAAGGCCAACACUGAGGUGGCUCAGUGGAGAACCAAGUAUGAAACGGAUGCCAUCCAGCGCACUGAGGAGCUGGAGGAGGCAAAGAAAAAGCUUGCGCAGCGUCUGCAGGAUGCAGAGGAAGCUGUGGAAGCGGUCAACGCUAAAUGCUCCUCCCUUGAGAAGACUAAACACAGGCUUCAGGGUGAGAUUGAAGAUCUCAUGGUGGAUGUGGAAAGAUCAAAUGCUGCGGCUGCCGCUCUGGACAAGAAGCAAAGAAACUUUGACAAGGUCCUGGCUGAGUGGAAGCAGAAGUUUGAGGAGUCCCAGUCGGAGCUGGAGAGUUCCCAGAAGGAGGCCAGGUCGAUUGGGACUGAGCUCUUCAAACUCAAGAACUCUUAUGAAGAAUCUCUGGACCAUCUGGAGACCAUGAAGAGGGAGAACAAAAACCUCCAAGAGGAAAUCUCUGACCUGACUGAGCAACUCGGCGAGGGCGGAAAGAACAUUCAUGAGCUGGAGAAGAUCCGCAAACAGCUGGAGCAGGAGAAGGCUGAGAUACAAACUGCUCUGGAAGAAGCUGAGGGGUCUCUCGAGCACGAGGAGGGCAAAAUCCUUCGGGCUCAGUUGGAGUUCAACCAGGUGAAGGCUGAGAUUGAGCGCAAACUGGCCGAGAAGGAUGAAGAGAUGGAGCAGUCCAAACGCAAUCAGCAGAGAGUGGUGGACACUCUUCAAAGCUCCCUGGAGGCUGAGACUCGCAGUAGGAACGAGGCCUUCAGAAUCAAGAAGAAGAUGGAGGGUGAUCUGAAUGAGAUGGAGAUCCAGCUCAGUCAGGCCAAUAGGCAGGCGGCUGAAGCUCAGAAGCAGCUCAAGGCUGUCAGUUCUCACCUGAAGGACUGCCAGUUGCAGCUCGAUGAUUCCCUACGUGCCAUUGACGAUCUGAAAGAGAACAAUGCCAUCGUGGAGAGACGCAACAACCUUCUGCAAGCCGAACUCGAUGAGCUGAGAUCUCUGGUGGAACAGACUGAGAGAGGUCGUAAACUGGCUGAGCAGGAACUGCUGGACGUCAGUGAGCGAGUACAGCUUCUCCACUCUCAGAACACUAGUCUGCUGAACCAGAAGAAGAAGCUGGAGGGCGACACAGCUCAGCUUCAGAAUGAAGUUGAAGAGGCUGUGCAGGAGUGUAGGAAUGCCGAAGAGAAGGCCAAGAAGGCCAUUACUGAUGCUGCCAUGAUGGCAGAGGAGCUGAAGAAGGAGCAGGACACCAGUGCUCACAUGGAGCGCAUGAAGAAGAACAUGGAACAGACCAUCAAGGACCUCCAGCACCGCCUGGAUGAAGCUGAGCAGAUUGCUAUGAAGGGCGGAAAGAAGCAGGUCCAGAAACUGGAGGCCAGGGUGCGGGAGCUGGAAACUGAGGUCGAACUUGAGCAAAGGAAGAGCAGCGAUGCCAUUAAAGGAGUCCGUAAAUAUGAGAGACGCAUCAAGGAACUUACCUAUCAGACUGAGGAAGAUCGCAAGAACUUGGCUCGUCUGCAGGACCUGGUGGACAAACUCCAGCUGAAGGUCAAAUCCUACAAGAGGACGUCCGAGGAGGCAGAGGAACAAGCAAACAGCCACUUGGGGAAGCUCCGCAAACUGCAGCAUGAGAUGGACGAGGCGGAGGAGAGGGCUGACAUCGCCGAGUCCCAGGUCAACAAGCUGAAGGCCAAGAGCAGGGAUACCGGUCCUAAGAAAGGACACGACGAAGAGUGAGCCUGCGGCACGGUUCAGCACAGCUCCUGACGGCAGGUCCUCCUUUACACUCAAUGCCGAGUGUGUGUGUGUGUGUGUGUGUGUGUUUGUGUGUGUGUGAAAGAGCACGUGAAGCAGGAUGCAGAUCACCUGCAUUCUGCUUCACACGUCCUGUCUUUUCACUGUAUACAAAAUAAAAAAUAGAGCAGAAUGCAAACCCCACGUUCAUGUACUGUCUUUUC